AUGCCUCCCAAGCGUAAAGGUGCCAUUGCCGGGUUUGCAGGGUCCUCUGCCGCCACCGCAAGCUCAAAACGCACCAAGCCCGCCGCCCCCGUCGACGAUGACAGCUCCGAUGACUACUCCACAGACUCUGCCAGCGAGAUUGAAGAUCUCGCCCCCCCUGAGGGUGCUGUGCGGACGAAGAAAGCGCUCGACAAGGCCACCGUCAACGCCGUCGUGAACCGCUUCACUCUCGACUCCCCCGCCGUGACGGCCGCCCCCGCAGUCCGCACCCGCGACUCGGUCUCCCACCUCUUCAACAAGCACGACUUCGCCUACCUACACAUGAAGCCCGACCACGCCUCGCGCCCGCUCUGGAUCAACCCCGAGAACGGCAUCAUCGUGCUCGAGUCCUUCUCGCCGCUCGCCGCAAAAGCGCAGGACUUCCUCACGACCAUCGCCGAGCCCAUGAGCCGGCCGACGUUCCUGCACGAGUACAAGCUCACGCCGCACUCGCUGUACGCCGCCGUCUCGGUCGGGCUGGACCCGCGCGACAUCAUCUCCGUCAUCGACCGCUUCAGCAAGAUCCCCGUCCCCGAGAAGAUCAUCCAGUUCAUCACAAACUGCACGGGCUCGUACGGGAAGGUCAAGCUGGUGCUGAAGGACAACCGCUACUUUGUCGAGUCGAACGAUCCGGCCAUGCUGCAGCGGCUGCUGCAGGACCCGAUUAUCGGCCCCGCGCGUAUCCAGGGUGGCGACGCCGGAUCGGGCGUCAUCAAGGAGUCGGCGCCAAAGAUGGGCGCGCUGGUUAUUCCCGGGACCAAGAACGCGGCGGGGACCGCGCAGCUGGGCGGCGCUGCGGCGGCCGCCGAGAAGAAGGCGGCGGCGACGGCCGCGGAGGAUGUGUUUGCGUCUGUGACGGGGCUGGGGGACAACGACCAGGACGACGAGGACGAGGACGAGGACGCGGUGCACAGCUUCGAGAUCCCGUCGGGCGAGGUGGAGAAGGUGCAGAAGCAGUGUCUUGACCUGGGCUACCCCGUGCUCGAGGAGUACGACUUCCGCAACGACCGCAAGAACUCCAACCUGGACAUUGACCUCAAGCCGCAGGCGCAGAUCCGGUCGUACCAGGAGAAGUCGCUCUCCAAGAUGUUUGGUAACGGGCGUGCCAAGAGCGGCAUCAUCGUGCUUCCCUGCGGCGCCGGGAAGACGCUCGUCGGCAUCACGGCCGCCUGCACCAUCAAGAAGUCGGUCGUGGUGCUGGCCACCUCGUCCAUGAGCGUUGUGCAGUGGCGCCAGGAGUUCAUCAAGUGGUCCAACAUCAACCCCGAGCAGAUCGCAAUCUUCACCUCCGACAACAAGGACAAGUUCCGCGGCGACGCCGGCAUCAUCGUCAGCACCUACUCCAUGGUCACCAACGGCCGCAACCGCUCGCACGACUCCAAGAAGAUGAUGGACUUCCUGCAGUCGCGCGAGUGGGGGCUGCUCAUCCUCGACGAAGUGCACGUUGUCCCCGCCUCCAUCUUCCGGCAGGUCGUCACCUCCAUUGCCACGCACUCCAAACUCGGCCUCACCGCAACGCUCCUCAGAGAAGACGACAAGAUCACGGAUCUCAACUUCCUCAUCGGGCCCAAGCUCUACGAAGCCAACUGGAUGGAACUCGCCGACCAGGGCCACAUCGCCAAGGUGCAAUGCGCCGAGGUCUGGUGCCCCAUGACGCCCGAGUUCUACAGCGAAUACCUGCGCGAGCCCGACCAGCGCAAAAAAGUCCUGCACUACAUCAUGAACCCGCGCAAGUUCCAAGCCGCCCAGUUCCUCAUCGACUACCACGAGAAGCGCGGCGACAAGAUCAUCGUCUUCUCCGACAACGUCUACGCGCUCAAAGCCUACGCCCUAAAACUCCAAAAGGCCUUCAUCUACGGCGAAACCCCGCAGUCCGAGCGCCUCAAGAUCCUCGAAAACUUCCAGCUCAACGACAAGGUAAACACAAUCUUCCUCUCCAAGAUCGGCGACACCUCGCUCGACCUGCCCGAGGCAACAUGCCUCAUCCAGAUCUCGUCGCACUACGGCUCGCGCCGCCAGGAGGCGCAGCGCCUGGGACGCAUCCUCAGAGCAAAGCGCAGGAACGACGAGGGCUUCAACGCCUUCUUCUACUCGCUCGUCAGCAAGGACACGCAGGAGAUGUUCUACUCGUCCAAGCGCCAGGCGUUCCUCGUGGACCAGGGGUAUGCGUUCAAGGUGAUCACGCACCUGAGCGGGAUCGAGAACCUGCCGGGGCUGGCGUACUCGACGCUGGCGGAGCGGAAGGAGCUGCUGGCGGAGGUGAUGCUGCAGAAUAGUGAUGCGGGCGCGGAGGAGGGGGAUGAUUUUGAUGGCGCCAAGAAUCUGUCGUAUAAUGCGAAUAUGAAGAAGAGGGGCGCCAAGUAUAAAAGGAGCAUGGGCAGGCUGGCGGGCGUGUCGGGAGGUGAUGGGAUGGCGUAUGUGGAGUAUAAUAAGAAGAUGCAGAUGCCGAAGCAGAGCCAUAGCUUUUUCAAGAAGAUGCAGAGGGAGAAUGAGAAGAAGAAGAAGGAGCAGAGGGAUUUGCUGAAGUAG
Messenger RNA from Morchella importuna, 2568 nucleotides. RefSeq lists its product as uncharacterized. Gene Ontology annotation, biological process: transcription initiation at RNA polymerase II promoter; nucleotide-excision repair. Gene Ontology annotation, cellular component: transcription factor TFIIH holo complex; nucleotide-excision repair factor 3 complex; transcription preinitiation complex. NCBI's taxonomy places the organism in Eukaryota, Fungi, Ascomycota, Pezizomycetes, Pezizales, Morchellaceae. Gene Ontology annotation, molecular function: hydrolase activity; 3'-5' DNA helicase activity; DNA binding. Bases 1 to 2568 code for a protein of 855 amino acids. The transcript has 3 exons. The record is from RefSeq and is a predicted model, not a curated record.